AUGGUCGGGUUGGUGGUGAUACUGGCAGGCGGAAUUGGAGGCGGUCUUGCUGGAGGGCUGGCGGCGAGUCAUCAACCAAGGUAUGCAAACCCCGGCUGGCAAAGCAUCACAUCGCAAUCAGAACCAACAACCACGAAACCCCGCAAAAGCAACACAAGUGAAACUAUGGCAACAGUAACAUCAAGUGGUGUAAUCCCAUCUAGUACAGUUCCCAGCAAUCUCAGGGUCGGUACUGUGGCUACAGACGGCGGCUGCCCAGAGCUUAACGGAACGAUAUAUACACCUCGCGAGGGUAACGGGAAGCCCUAUUCAAACGCAAGCUUUAUGAAGUUGUGCUCAACAGACUUUUCCGAUGUGAUCCUAUCUUAUCGGUCACACGAUAUUUUGCGAGUCCGCGUGGAGAGCCUGGACCAGUGCAUCCAGAUUUGCGCCGAGUACAAUCUUUCAUACCGUGUUGCGUUGGCUGAAAUGUUCCUACCCCAGGGGAUAGUCUUUAUCAAGCUGCGUCGUUGGUGA
Molecule: messenger RNA, 516 nt
Organism: Podospora pseudopauciseta
Lineage: Eukaryota; Fungi; Ascomycota; Sordariomycetes; Sordariales; Podosporaceae
Exons: 2
Coding region: 1-516 (171 amino acids)
Source: RefSeq, a predicted model, not a curated record